Molecule: messenger RNA, 2018 nt
Organism: Amaranthus tricolor (Joseph's coat)
Lineage: Eukaryota; Viridiplantae; Streptophyta; Magnoliopsida; Caryophyllales; Amaranthaceae
Product: thioredoxin reductase NTRC
Exons: 10
Coding region: 155-1759 (534 amino acids)
Biological process (GO): removal of superoxide radicals
Cellular component (GO): cytoplasm
Molecular function (GO): thioredoxin-disulfide reductase (NADPH) activity
Source: RefSeq, a predicted model, not a curated record
AGAAGUGAGUUUUAUCAAAACUCAAAAAGCGUUAUCUUUUGAACUAUCGUGGGUUGUGGCGAUUCAUUCCCUUUACUCCUUUCUGUCUCUGUUUCCUUACAAUAAGAUAAGCAGCCAGAGAGACUGAGUGGCUCAGCUUAACUCGGAAGCAGUAAUGGCCACUCGGGUGAUGGGACUCGGACUCGGUACCUCUAGUCAGUUUCCUCCUACCUCUUUCUCUUCCUCUUCACUCUCACCUUCUGUUCAUUCUAGUAGCAAUACCAAUCUACUCUUUUUGGGAGCAAAUACCUGGUUGAAUCGCCGGUUUUCCAUCCGAGUCAACUCUGUUAGAGCUUUUAGUUUCAAUAAACGGUUUUCCAUCAGAGCUGAUGCUGCUACUUCCUCUCAAGAUGUCCAAUCUUCUAAAGGCACAGGCAUUGAAAAUGUAGUGAUAAUUGGCUCUGGUCCUGCUGGAUAUACAGCAGCAAUUUAUGCAGCCCGUGCUAACUUAAAACCGGUAGUUUUUGAGGGGUUUCAAAUGGGAGGUGUACCUGGUGGACAGUUAAUGACUACCACAGAAGUGGAGAACUUUCCAGGUUUUCCAGAUGGAAUUACCGGCCCUGAUUUAAUGGACAGGAUGCGUCGGCAAGCGGAAAGAUGGGGAGCAGAGCUACAUCAAGAAGAUGUUGAAUUUCUUGACGUAAAAAAUCGUCCGUUUACUGUACGAAGCAGUGAGCGUGAGAUAAAAAGCCAUGCCGUGAUCGUCGCAACAGGAGCUACUGCUAAGAGGCUUCGGUUACCCCAUGAAGAUGAAUUUUGGAGUAGAGGAAUAAGUGCAUGUGCAAUAUGUGACGGUGCAUCACCAUUGUUUAAGGGUCAAGUUCUUGCUGUGGUUGGAGGAGGGGAUACAGCUACUGAGGAAGCUAUAUAUCUGACUAAAUAUGCUCGUCACGUUCAUUUACUUGUGCGUAAAGAUGAAUUGAGGGCAUCAAAAGCCAUGCAAGAUAGAGUAUUCAACAACCCAAACAUCACCGUGCAUUUCAACACAGAAACAGUGGAUGUUGUGGGCAAUUCCAAAGGUCAAAUUUCUGGCAUAUUGACGCGAAGAACUGAUACCGGUGAUGAAUCUGUGAUUGAGGCCAAAGGUUUAUUCUAUGGUAUUGGUCAUACUCCAAACAGCCAAUUGCUGGAGGGCCAAAUUGAGCUUGAUGGUUCAGGAUAUAUUUUAGUGAAGGAUGGAACUGCAAAAACCUCGGUAGAAGGUGUAUUUGCUGCUGGAGAUGUACAGGAUCACGAGUGGAGACAAGCAAUUACUGCGGCUGGAUCUGGGUGUAUUGCAGCUUUGUCGGUUGAAAGAUAUCUCACAAGCGAGAAUCUACUUGUCGAGUUUCAUCAGCCACAACAAGAAGAGGUUAAAAAAGAACUCACUCCUCGUGAUGUACAAGAGGGCUUUGAUAUUACCCUUACGAAGCACAAAGGCCAGUAUGCUUUGCGGAAGUUGUAUCAUGAGAGCCCUAGACUUGUUUGUGUUCUGUAUACAUCUCCGACAUGUGGGCCAUGUAGGACCUUAAAGCCCAUACUUAACAAGGUGAUUGAUGAAUACAACAAGAACGUUCAUUUUGUUGAAAUUGAUAUUGAGGAGGAUCCCGAGAUCGCAGAGGCAGCUGGAAUUAUGGGUACGCCUUGUGUGCAAUUCUUCAAGAACAAAGAAAUGAUAAGGUCGAUUCCCGGAGUCAAGAUGAAGAAAGAGUACAGAGAAUUUAUAGAGUCAAAUAAGUAACAGAUAAGGGCCAUUCAUUGUGGCAUAUGCCAUUCCUUUUGCCGAUCAGUUUUGUUCCUCAUCGGCCUAAUUCUUGACGAAAAUGGUAUUGGUAUUUGUACAUCAAGGGGAGUUUUUGAAUCGCCAUACUCGUUUAUUAGUCACUUUUGCUCUCAAUUUUUGACUAUAAGUUUGCGAAUUCUUGUAAUUUCUUUGCACAAAUCUACUAUGUGGAAUCGUUACUGCUAUUGGAAUCGUUACCGCUAUUCUUAUUUCUGUA